Messenger RNA from Gymnogyps californianus (California condor), 1322 nucleotides. It is a transcript of the gene ECSCR, whose product is annotated as endothelial cell surface expressed chemotaxis and apoptosis regulator. The record is from RefSeq and is a predicted model, not a curated record. Gene Ontology annotation, biological process: negative regulation of angiogenesis; positive regulation of endothelial cell apoptotic process; positive regulation of proteasomal protein catabolic process. Gene Ontology annotation, cellular component: plasma membrane; cytosol. Bases 2 to 706 code for a protein of 234 amino acids. NCBI's taxonomy places the organism in Eukaryota, Metazoa, Chordata, Aves, Accipitriformes, Cathartidae. The transcript has 11 exons.
GAUGCUGGCUCCGUCCGUCCAUCCGCUCCUCUGGCUGUUCGGCUGCGUGCUGUUCCAAGGUACUACAACCUCCACAGACCCUUCUGUCCACGCUGUAACAGGUCAAUCCCAAUCAACAACCCACAGCCCUGAAGUAAAGAACCAUACCUCAGAGCCUUCAGUAAAAUCAACACCACCAACCGACUUGUAUCUCACCUCUGUGGGUCAAACUACUACAGCCAAAUCCUCUUCCAUCGCUACAACACCGCUAGCAUUGACUGCACGAGAUGAAAAGUCUAGUGGAAGCAGAAGCACAGCAGCUUCACCACCUCAAGGUCAAGAGCCCAAGAGAAGUGAGAGUACCACAUCAUCAGCAACUCAAGGCACCUCAAAGCCAGUCACCCCAACACCAAAGUCCUCUGGCUACUUGCCUGUGCCCACUCCGACAGAUGAUAAAUCACCACUGACGGUGGCAGCUUUUGGUGUCAUCAGCUUCAUAGUUAUCCUGAUAGUGGUUGUGAUCAUUCUGGUCAGCGUGGUCAGCCUGAGGUUCAAGUGUAACCGCUCAAAGGACUCAGAAGACAAACAGAAACCAGGGACCUCCAUGGUAUCAGAGAGCUGCUCGACAGGCACAAGCCAGAAGGAUAACAGCAUCACUCUGAUCUCCAUGAAGAACAUCAACAUGAACAACAGCAUGAGUUACCCACCGUCAGAAAAGGUGCUAUGAAGCCAAGGGCCCAGAGCUUGAAGCUGACUUGUGACAACCAGCAGUGACUUUCUAGGUUUUUUUUUUUUUUUCUUUUCCUUGGGGAAAGAGCAAGGGUGGACUUUAUAUAUAACUUAUUAUGUCCUUUCUGAUCAAUACAUUUACAGUAGCAUCCCACAUAGCUUCCUCGCCUGGGGUCUAAGGGCUUUCUCCAGUAACAGCCUGCCAUGCUCAGUGGUUGAUAUCUAACUCUAUUUUUUUAUAUGCCUUCAAAUCCUCAGACUAUUCCAGCAGCAAGAAGCACCAAGGAACCAUCUACUUCGCUAAUAAACUGCUGCCUUAGAUUAAUGGCCUUUAUACUCUGUGCCAGCCAGUCACAGGCUCAUCAAUCAGUAUAGCCCCACAUUGAGUCAAACCCACGCAUUAGAAAAGCAUGAUCUGAGGCUGAAGGCCUAAUGGGACAUAAACGGCCAAGUGCUAGGUCAAAUCCCAGCACGAUUGCUCCAAGCCCCUUAUCCUUGGUGCCCUCAUUGUCCCCGCAGCGGUGGGGAUGAUCAUAUCCACCUACCUCACAGGGUUGUUGUGAGGCUAUGUUAAUCAAUGUCUGUAAAGCAUUUGGAGAGCCAUGAAUUAAAGG